Messenger RNA from Heterobilharzia americana, 1606 nucleotides. NCBI's taxonomy places the organism in Eukaryota, Metazoa, Platyhelminthes, Trematoda, Strigeidida, Schistosomatidae. The record is from the annotation of a GenBank genome assembly.
GCAGGUGAAAAUUUCAAAUACUGCGUUACUCUCGUUUAGACUUGAGCAUGAUGAUAGUUCAGUAUGAGGCUAUUAGGAUCAUUUCUACGUAGCAAUUGUCUAAAAAUGGGGUUAAGUAGUUCCCAGUUGGAAAAGGAGAUUGCUAACGAUCAGCUACUAAGUGGAGAGCGGUAUUUUGGACUAGUAAACUUCGGUAAUACAUGCUACUGCAAUUCGGUAAUACAAGCGCUGUUCUUUUGCAAGCCUUUUCGGGAUAAGGUCUUGGAAUAUAAUGACCGAGCUAAAAACCCGAAAAAUGAAACCCUUCUCACAUGUCUUUCAGAUCUGUUUUACUCAGUUGUGUCACAACAAAGAAGAGUAGGACAAAUGCGUCCUAAGAAGUUCAUACAGAAGUUAAAGCGGGAAAACUGCCUGUUUGACAACUACCUACAGCAGGAUGCCCAUGAGUUUCUGAAUUAUCUUCUUAAUAAAAUAGCCGAUAUAAUAAGAGCGGACCAACAAUCAACGGGGACUGACGAUACCGAAGGCGUCAAAAGUUGUAGUUCAACUGAUGUCCAAGCGAAUGAUAAGAGGAGUGGAAAUCAAAACUGGAUCCACGAAAUUUUUCAGGGAAGCCUGACCAACGAAACCCGGUGUUUGAACUGUGAUAACGUUCGAACCAAAGAGGAGAAUUUUUUGGAUCUGUCAGUAGAUGUUGGGGAUAAUGUUGAUAUUUCUUACUGUCUACGUUGCUUUUCGGAUACUGAAACGAUGCGAUCAGACAACAAGUACUACUGCGAGUUCUGUCGCUGCAAACAAGAAGCUCAAAGGAGAAUGCGCAUUAAGAAACCGCCUCUACUUCUAGCUCUUCAUCUGAAGCGUUUUAAGUAUUCAGAAAAUCUUAAUCGAUUUAUCAAACUAUCCUAUAGAGUUGCCUUUCCUAUGGAAUUAAGACUUUUUAAUACGUCUAGCGAUUCGUCUAACUCUGAUCGUCUCUACAAUCUAAUGGCUGUCGUUGUUCACUCAGGAUCUGGUCCAAAUCGUGGACAUUAUGUAACACUUGUAAAAUCUCAUGGACUAUGGUUUUUAUUCGAUGAUGAACUAGUUGAAAAAAUUCAUCGUACAAAUAUUGAGGACUUUUUUGGUUCUUCUACGGAAACUGCAAAAUCUUCAUACACAGCCUACAUCCUCUUCUACUUAGAUGCUAAAGUUGCGUCGAAUACAUCAGCAGCUGCUGCUGCCACUGCCAGUUCCUCUCUGGUUAGUAAUAGUAAUGGUGGUAGCACGGGGAGUUCGGUGUCAAUGUGAUCAAUCAAAUAACUAGAUACAUUGCUCCCGAUCACUUCUUUCACUCUAUCAUUCAUUACUUUUUGUAGCAUUUUAUUUGCCAUUUUUUCCAUUUUCGUCACCAGAUUUACGAUGUAAUUUAAAGCGUAUUUCAACAUGUCUUUACAAACCUUAUCCAUGUUCACGUACACAAGUUGAUUGUGCAAUCAGAUUAUGUUGGAUUAUUUUGCAUAUACACCUAUGCACGUAUAUUUAUUUUAUAUACUUACUUGUGUUCGUGUAAUAUGUAUAUAUAAUGUACCUGUGGAUAGGUCAAAAUAAAUUGCGACUGAAACACAGA